AUGUCGGACGGCGAGGACGGCGGGGACAGCGUCGAGGAGGACGAGGAGGCCGAUGAGCGGGAGUCUGGCAAGUUCCAGGAACGCAGUCGCUGCCAUCGAACGACGUCGCCCACCAGCUUUCCCCCCGCUGCCCACGCUAGCUCGCUCGCCCGUCCGUCCGUGUUCUCGACGCCGUCCACAACCGCAACCAUGAAGUUCCUCGCUGGCCUUGCUCUUGCCUCUGCUGUCGCCGGCGUCGUCGGCCAGAAUUUCAUGAUCAACACUCCGUCCAACGUUGUUGUUUGCGAGCCCAUCCUCUUCACCUGGACCGGUGGAACCCCGCCGUACUAUCUGAGCAUUCUCCCCGGUGGUCAGCCCAGUGCUCCCGCUCUUGUUAACCUUGGCGAACAGCAGGGUACCUCCUACACCUGGACUGUGACCCAGCCUGCCGGCACUUCCCUUGGCCUCACACUCCGUGACUCCUCGGGUCAGACCGUCCAGUCUGCUCCCUUCACUGUCCUCAGCGGAACUGAUACGAGCUGUCUGAACGGAAGCUCAGGUGCGUCUAGCGCGACUUCCUCUGGCAGCUCUAGUUCGAGUGCCACAUCUUCGUCUGGUACAGCCACCAGCGGCUCGUCAACGAGUGCUGCGUCUGGGUCCACGACUGCGACUGGCACUACCACCGGCUCAGCUGCUACCCACUCUACUACGUCGCCCAGUGGAUCCCGUUCGACGGGCUCUUCCACCAGCUCCGCACCCGCCACCACCACCAGCAACAGCAGUGCGUCCGCGGCCCGUGUUGCUCAGAUCGGCGUUGCUGGUCUGGCCGGUGCCCUUGUUGCCGCCAUUGUCGCUUAA
Gloeophyllum trabeum ATCC 11539 is the source of this 837-nucleotide messenger RNA. RefSeq lists its product as uncharacterized. The transcript has 7 exons. Lineage: Eukaryota; Fungi; Basidiomycota; Agaricomycetes; Gloeophyllales; Gloeophyllaceae. The record is from RefSeq and is a predicted model, not a curated record. The coding region runs from base 1 to 837 and encodes 278 amino acids.